GCGAGAAACUGCCGCAGCGGCACCGCUGCGCAACAAAGGGGACCGAAAGACGCUUCUAUUGUGCAUUUCGCUCGGGCGAUUCAGCCCUUUUGUUCGGAAACCUCGAGGUUGAGCGACACCAGCAGACCUGCUCUGCUGGUGCCAGCUGUGCCACCCCAGGGACGCAUUCGUGCCCGCCUUGGCACCAGAGCUCGUUAGUCUCCUCAGAAAUGGCGCUGCGCGCAGCCCAAGCACGAGCACGCAAGGCAUUGGUCGACCGGGCUGCCGCGCAGAGGCUGCCGGUCAUACGAGUGCCGAAAUUCCUCGACGACAGCGCGCUCAACGCCAUCGAUGCGCUAGGCAGUGCGCAUGCACUCGUGCACGGCCCACCGGUCGCGGCGCGGACGGCGUGGCGGACGCAGUAUCUCAACGCCGACGGCCUCGCGAGAACGCAAGCUGGCGAGCUGCUCGAUCGCCUGGUCACAUUGGCGAAAGACGUCGACGACGAGCAUUUUUCGGGAAAUGCCAGAGAAUGUGAAACCCGGUGCGUCGAACUGCACGACUGCGGCGAAGGAGCGGGGCUGGACGAUCCGACGCACUUCGACUCCGGAAGUGUCGUCACGCUGGACGUGUGCCUGCGCGAGGCCGAUGCGGGUGGCCGGUUUCAGACUUUGGAAGAGGACGGCUCAACGCUCGAACAUGUCUUCGAACGCGGCGACGCGUUAAUAUUCCCGUCGUACAAGUACCACGGCGUGUCUCGCGUGGAGAGCGGCCGCCGGCGCGUCCUCGUACUGGAGCUCUGGAACGGCGAGGAGCGCUUUUGCAACCACCGCUGCACGGUGGCGCGCGGAAAUUGUGAAUUGCUCCAGGUCGGCGUCGCGGAGCGCGAGCUGAGUAGUCAGGAAGCUGCCUGGGGGCGGCUACCGAGUGUAUAAGUGUACGUAUGUAUUUUAA
Molecule: messenger RNA, 933 nt
Organism: Pelagomonas calceolata
Lineage: Eukaryota; Pelagophyceae; Pelagomonadales; Pelagomonadaceae
Source: the annotation of a GenBank genome assembly